Messenger RNA from Canariomyces notabilis, 1752 nucleotides. RefSeq names its product FAD/NAD(P)-binding domain-containing protein. Bases 1 to 1752 code for a protein of 583 amino acids. NCBI's taxonomy places the organism in Eukaryota, Fungi, Ascomycota, Sordariomycetes, Sordariales, Chaetomiaceae. The transcript is spliced from 2 exons. Gene Ontology annotation, molecular function: NADH dehydrogenase activity. The record is from RefSeq and is a predicted model, not a curated record.
AUGGCGUCUUCGUCGCGAGCUUUAAGCAAGCUCGCAGUGCCCUCAUCGGGUGCUGCGUCGCUCAAGCUUUCCGCAGCUGGCCCCCGGCUACUCCUCCAGUCACCGCGACGGACAAUUGGCGCCAGACCGGCAUUUGGCAGCAUACAAGGGCCAGUCACCCAACAGUUUCGGCGCGGCUUUGCUGACGGCGAUGCUCGGGUGCCCCCGCCGCCGCCCAAGAAGCCGCGCUUCCGUAAGUUGAGGUGGGCUUGGCGACUGGGAUAUAUCUCGGCCAUCGCCGGCGUCGCAUACCUUGGGUACGGCGUCUAUCUUGACAGGCACCCGGAGCCCCAGGUGGAGCCUGAUCCGUCCAAGAAGACUCUGGUUAUUCUAGGAACCGGCUGGGGCUCCGUCUCCCUGCUAAAGCGCCUUGACACCGAAAACUACAAUGUCAUCGUCAUAUCGCCGCGCAACUACUUCCUCUUCACGCCCCUACUUCCGUCAUGCACAACCGGCACCAUUGAGCACCGGUCCAUAAUGGAGCCCGUGCGGACAAUACUCCGCCAGAAGAAGGCAAGCGUAAAAUUCUACGAGGCCGAGGCUAGCUCCAUCGAUCCCGAACGCAAGGUGGUACGUAUCUUUGACAACUCGGAAAUCCGGGGUGACAUAACCGAAACCGAGGUCCCCUACGACAUGCUUGUGAUCGGUGUGGGUGCCGAGAACGCCACCUUUGGGAUUCCCGGCGUUCGCGAACACUCUUGCUUCCUGAAGGAAAUUGGCGACGCACAAAAGAUCCGAAAGAGGAUCAUGGACUGUGUCGAGACGGCGGCCUUCAAGGACCAGCCACCUGAGGAGAUCGACCGUCUCAUGCACAUGGUUGUGGUUGGUGGUGGCCCGACGGGUGUAGAAUUCGCCGGCGAGCUCCAAGACUUCUUCCAGGAGGACAUCAAAAAGCUGGUUCCCGAGAUUAGCGACCGCUUCCGUGUGACCCUGAUUGAGGCGCUCCCCAGCGUGCUCCCCAGCUUCUCCAAGCAGCUUAUCGAGUACACAGAAAGCACCUUCAAGGAGGAGAAGAUCAACAUCCAUACCAAAACCAUGGUCAAGAAGGUCACAGACAAGACGGUAGAGGCCGAAGUUACGGGACCUGACGGCAAGAAGGAGACGGUUGUCUUCCCCUACGGCCUCCUCGUUUGGGCCACCGGCAACGCUGUGCGCCCCGUCAUCAAGGAUCUCAUGUCACGCAUCCCGGCACAGAAGAACUCGCGUCGUGGCCUGGCCGUCAACGAAUACCUCGUCGUCCAGGGAACGCGCGAUAUUUGGGCGUUGGGCGACUGCGCCGUAGCCGGGUAUGCGCCGACAGCCCAGGUGGCCAGCCAGGAGGGUACCUUCCUGGCUCGCCUGUUCAACAACAUGGCCAAGACCGAGGCGCUCGAAGAGAAAAUCAGGGAGCUCAGCUCGUCCCUGAAUCUUCAGCCCGGCAAUUCGGCCGAGAUUUCGCGCGAAAUUGCCCAAUACGAACGCCAGUUGAAGCGCAUCAAGGACGUCAAGCCUUUCCAAUACAGCCACCAGGGCAGCCUCGCCUACAUUGGCAGCGAGAAGGCGGUUGCCGACGUAACGUGGUUCAACGGCAACGUGGCAGCUGCUGGCAGCCUGACCUUUUUGUUCUGGAGGAGCGCCUACAUCAGCAUGUGUUUCAGCACGCGGAACCGGCUCCUCGUCAUCAAUGACUGGCUCAAGUCCAAGGUCUUUGGCCGCGACCUCUCCCGAGAGUAG